GGGAACAGCGAGUCCCACAGUGAGAUGUCAGGUUUCUACUUUUGACAUUUUGGUUUUGGAGAAUCACCAUGAAGUACCGCACGGUGGUCAUGUACGUGGAGAUCGGCUGCUUUGUGUCCUGCCUCUGUGGCUGGAUCUUGGUGUGCUCCACUCUUCCCACAGAGUACUGGACUUUCUCUGAGGUGGGGAGCAUCGUGCUCACCACCGCCAACUACUACUCCAACCUGUGGAGGGACUGCAUCUCCGACACCACUGGGGUCUCUGACUGCAAAGACUACCCUUCUAUGCUGGCUCUACCGGUGUUCCUGCAUGCCUGCAGGGCCCUCGCAGUCUCCGCCGUCAUCACCGGCUUCUUUGGGGGGGUCCUCACAUUGAUAGGGAUGAAAUGCACUAAAAUUGGCGGAACAGAAGUAAUAAACGCCAGGGUGACAUUUUCUGGGGGCGUCACAUAUUUGGUUUCCGGGUUCUGUGGCAUGAUCACCUACUCCUGGUGGGCCAACAGAGUCGUAUCAGAGUUUGUGGAUCCAAACUUCAAGGCACAAAAAUUUGAAAUCGGAGCUGCAGUUUUCAUUGGCUGGGGAGGCUCCAUUCUUCUCAUUUGUGGAGGCUCGGUUCUGGUUUACUUCUCUGGGAAAGAAGGCCUUAAAUCCAGCGGGUCAAAGAAUCGACGAAGACCGGCGUCCUACGCCUCAGCUCGCACCAGACGGACAUAUAUGCAACCGCCAACGGUGUCCAGAGUGACCCCGGUGCCGCCCCUGUACAACGCGGGCAGGUCGAGCCGGACAUCCAGGCCUGCAACACAAAGCGGUUCAAACUACGGCCGGGACACGUUUGUCUGACGCAGAGUGGAAGGGAACCUUUGAUUUUGGUUUUUAUUUCCCACCAGUGUCCAUUUCAGUCGACAACAUUAGAGCCUUGUUUCCUUUGAGUGGUACGGUACGGCUUAGAAUGGUUCAGGCAGUCCCGGGGGGGCUUUUCCACUCUAAGUGGGACUGUCACGGCGAAUGGUACGGUUCGGUCCAGCUUUAGAAUGUAAAAAAAUACCGGACCGUUCCGUUCAGUGGAAAGGGGCUUCAAUCAACCUUGUGGUUUUAGCCUCAUUUACAAAAACUGUUAAGAAUUAAGUGAUUUGCUUUGAAAGCAAAAUUCAAAACUAUACAUAUCCACUCUCAAGAGUGCAGUGUGAACGUGCACUCAACCAAACUUGUGUCUUUUUGUAGCUUUCUUGCCCCAAUGGUCAAAAAUCUAUAGAACUAUAAUCAUGUGUAAAUAAUUAGUCCG
Messenger RNA from Oryzias latipes (Japanese medaka), 1281 nucleotides. It is a transcript of the gene cldn10d, whose product is annotated as claudin 10d. Gene Ontology annotation, cellular component: membrane; bicellular tight junction. Lineage: Eukaryota; Metazoa; Chordata; Actinopteri; Beloniformes; Adrianichthyidae. Gene Ontology annotation, molecular function: structural molecule activity. The record is from RefSeq and is a predicted model, not a curated record.